Messenger RNA from Aphis gossypii (cotton aphid), 4578 nucleotides. RefSeq names its product unc-112-related protein-like. Gene Ontology annotation, cellular component: cytoskeleton; cell-substrate junction. NCBI's taxonomy places the organism in Eukaryota, Metazoa, Arthropoda, Insecta, Hemiptera, Aphididae. The record is from RefSeq and is a predicted model, not a curated record. Gene Ontology annotation, biological process: cell-matrix adhesion; integrin-mediated signaling pathway. Gene Ontology annotation, molecular function: integrin binding.
GGCCACGACCACUACGACCGCCGCCGAGUAGGAGUGCUCCGCCAGUGCUCAGUACGCAAACGGCCGCCGCCGCAGAUUGUCGUGUACGUCGUGCCGAACCGCAUUCGCACACCGCGUUCGCCGCUCCUCACAGUAUUUUUUAUUUAUAAACGAUAUUAUUCGAGUACGUUUUUUUCUCUUUUUUUUUUUAAUCGUAAUAAAAAAAAACUCGCGAUCGCGAGACACCACGACACCGACGGCCCAGACACGAUUUUCGACCAUGCGGCCGAUCUCUCGCCGUUGACCGCGGCGCGACCGAACUUUUUACCGCCCCUCGCUUAACCCCACCCCCGAUCCAAUAUACUGCCGACAUCGCGUACCGUUUUUUUAAAAAAAAAAAAAAAUAUAUUUAAUAACAAUUCCUAUUUGUUUUUGUUUUUUGUUUUUUGUUUUACAUUUUUGAUUUUCGUACGACCAACGAUAUGACCGCCACCAACGGGUUCAUCAUCGGCGACGGUUCUUGGAACCUGCAGAUCUACGUGUCCGAUCUGCAGGUGGAACGGACGCUGCGGGUUAAGGGUGACCUCCACAUCGGAGGGGUCAUGCUCAGACUCGUCGAAGAUUUGGAUAUAGCCAUGGACUGGUCGGAUCACGCUCUCUGGUGGCCCAACCGUAACUCGUGGCUUACCAGGACCCGGUCGACAUUAGAUCAGUAUGGAGUGCAAGCUGACGCCAAGCUGCAAUUCACCAGAAUGCACAAAACUGCACGCAUCCAGUUGCCCGACCUCCGGUACGUGGACAUGCGCGUGGACUUCUCUAUAAAAACGUUCAACGCCGUCAUACAGAUAUGCAAAGAGCUGAAUAUCAGACACCCGGAAGAAUUGUCCCUGAGCAAGCCACUGGAACCGUAUCACCUGAAGCACAACAUGAAAGAAAUGCAAUACAACGGUGGCCAAACGCCAUCGGCUGACACCAACUCGUUCGCUGUCAACAGCCACAGCCCAUCCGGCUCUACCGGAAGCCUCGACAUGUCGUCUUCGCCGUUCAUAUGCGCUCCACUGAAACAUCAUUCUACGCCGAUCAGUUCGCCCGUGUCUCAAAAUGGCACUUGGAAGAAAGGAUACAGCAAACCGGAAAUGAACGGCAACGUAACGUCACUGGAAAUGUUAAACGGCUCCCUCGAUACGUCUUUGGCCAACAGCCCACUUUCGCUAAAUCAAGAGGUGCGAAACAAAGUCUUGAAACCAAAAUCACUGGUAGAGAAAGCUAGAAUGAACGUGGCCUGGUUGGAUUCGUCACUGUCGAUCAUGGAGCAAGGUGUCAGAGAAUACGAUUUGCUAAAAUUACGGUUUAAAUUCUAUUCUUUCUACGAUUUGAAUCCCAGGUUGGAUUCUGUACGCAUAAACCAAAUAUACGAACAAGCAAAAUGGAGUUUGUUGAGUGGUGAAAUCGAUUGUACCGAAGAAGAAGCUUUGAUGUUUGCAGCCCUACAAGUCCAAAUAAAUCUAAAAGCCAGUGUACCACAACCACUUAUAGAAACGUCAGGCGGAGACGACGAUAUUGAUGCUGCUUUGUCAGAUCUUCAGAUUACGCUUGAAGGGUUCCAGCCGCAGGGCAAUGUCAGCAAUUUGAUCCAUGCGCCAGAAUUAUCUGAUUACUUGAGAUUUUUAAAGCCCAAAAAGUUUACACUGAAAGCGUUUAAACGGUAUUGGUUCACAUGCCGAGAUUUGCAUUUGCGGAUGUACAAAACGGCGGAAGACGCUGAAGUCGGCGCACUUCCCGUGCACAGUGUCAGUCUGAAGGGAUGCGAGGUGACACCCGAUGUGAAUAUUUCGCAGAACAAGUUCGGCAUUAAGUUGGAAGUGCCCAGUUCCGAUGGCAUGACCGAGAUGUGUAUUAAAUGCGAUAGCGAGGAGCAGUAUGCAAAAUGGAUGGCUGCUUGUAGACUGGCAGCAAAAGGACGCCCGUUGUCCGAUCACUCUUACGAGUCCGAAGUCAAAUCGAUCAAAGCGUUCCUCGAGAUGCAACAUCCAUCGAUCAUUCAGUCACCAGUCAUUAGCCCUUCUUCGUUGGACAUCACAGUCGAAGAUUACAUACCACACAAGUUUUCCAGAAAACUCAAGGGAAAAAUGGUCCAGCAGCGCAUACUCGAAGCGCACGCUAACCUCAAGGAAUUGACUUUGAUGGAGGCCAAGAUGAACUACAUCAAAGCGUGGCAGUCGUUACCCGAGUUCGGCAUCUCACUGUUCGUCGUCAAGUUCAUGGGCCACAAGAAAGAAGAGCUGCUGGGCAUAGCGUACAACCGUCUGAUGCGCAUGGACAGGACCGGCGAUCACAUAAAAACAUGGAGAUACAACACGAUGAAGGCGUGGAACAUCAACUGGGAAGUCAAACACAUGAUGGUGCAGUUCGAAGAGGGAAACAUAAUAUUCGCCUGCCAGUCGGCCGACUGCAAAGUCAUACACGAAUUCAUCGGCGGUUACAUAUUUUUGUCGAUGCGUUCCAAGGAGGUGAAUCAAACGCUGAACGAGGAGCUGUUCCACAAAUUGACCGGUGGCUGGUCAUAACGUGGACCGGUAUGGCGUCGGCCGGCGUAGGACGAGAUAAUGAUAUUAUAAUAUUAUUAUUCGUCUCGCCGGUGCCUAUAUCCUCGUACGAAAUAAACGAACAAACGAGAUACGGAUGGAAAUCGAAAACGAUGUACAUAUAUUGCGCAUAAUAUAUAUAAUAUUUAUUUAUUUUCCCUCGAAUUUGGCCGGCUACAUCGAAACGUGUAGCGGCAAGUUUUAAGGGUGACAAAGAGGGGAGGUUCGUUUGUUUCCUUGUUUACAUUUUUUUUUUUAUCUGUAAAUUAUUAUAUAAUAUAUAUUAUAACAGAUUGCGUUAAUAAUAUGUUGUUUGCCCGUUUAUUGAUAUAACAUGUUUUAAACGAUUACAUAAUAUUAAAUAUUGUUUAUUUUCGUUGCGUAAUAUUAAAAAAAGUAUUAAAACACUUAGUAUAGUAAGAAUAGUUAUAAAACAAUAAUAUUAUUAUUAUGUCUAAAAUUACUACUAUACAAUUCUUAGCGUGUAGGCGAAAUAUAGUUAUCAUGUUUUAUGUAAUAUAUACAAUAUUUAUAAUAUUAUAAUAAUUAUUAUAUUAUAAAAUGCUAAUAAUAGGUUAAUAAUAAUAUUAUGUAUGUUGUUAUGUAAAAUGUACGCAGAUGCUAAAUAGGGUUGGCGCCGACACGAAACGUUUCUUCUGUUCGUUUGGCUUCUGUGUUCUUACUAAUAACUAAAUAGUAAUACUAUCGUUUAAGAAUAAUAACAACAAAUUUACAACAUUCUGCAACCGCUGUUGUAUUAUCUUAUUAUUAUCAGUGUGUAAAUAAUAUGUAUUGUCAAAAAACAAUGUCUAUUAUGUUACAGUAAUAUUAUAAUACAACGCAGGUCCGACGUUAUACUACGUUACAAUGCGGAAAGAUUAGUUCGUUUUAUCGUGUAAAGUGAUCAACUUAUAUAUUUUUAUUACGAUUUUAAGUCAGACGUUUACUAACAGGGAUCGAUACCUUAUAUAAUAUUAUAAUAUUUCUGUUUUAUAUUUUUACGACAAAACCACAGUCAUACGCGGGUUUAUCGAUUGUUAAAAACAUUAAAUUUAUUCAUCCGAUUUAAUUUAACGGUAGUACUUAUAUAGUAUAGUUUCAUAAAUACACUCGCCUGUUAUUGUAUGUUUAUAUAUUAUAUAAUAUAUAUAAUAUAUAUUAUAAUGGUUUGUUAUAUUUAUAUUAUAUUUUAUUAUCAAAUAUAUAUAAUAUAUUUAUAUAUGUUUGUAUAUUCAUACGUACAUACAAUAAUAGAUUAAAAGUUAUUUUUUUCUCUAUAGAUUUUACUAUUAUAUAAUUCAAAUAUAAUAUUUUAUUUUUAGUUAAAAAAAAUAAACAUAAAUUUAUAAUUACAACGGUGCUUUAUACCAAAAUUGUCUUUAUAUAACACUGUUAUAACAUUGUAACUUAAUAAUAUUGUUGUUGUCCUAAUUUUGUUUUAAUUUGUGAAUUUUUUUUUUUUAUGUAUAUAGGCUAUAAUAUAUAUAAUAUAUAUUAUUUUAUAAUAUUAUGUUGGAAAACUUCUAUUAAAAAGGAAAAUAAAUUAACGCAAGUAAAAGUCUUCUUUUAAUCACGCGUUUUAUUUUCAAGAUUUAAUGUCCAAAUCGUUCAUUAAUAACUAAAAUUAAAUCGCAAUUCAUUAUUGCUCACCAUAUUGUUUGGUUGUAUAAAACAAUACUUUUUAAUCAGAAUAGGUGAUGAUCGAUUUCGCAAUAGUUAGUUCACUAUAUUUUACUGUUCACCGAGCUAGUGGGCUUGAAGUCCCGAUAAUGUUUAGAUAGUAAGUUAGCAAAUAAUUUAUUUACUUAAAAAAAAAAAAUAUAUGUACCGUGUAAACGGAACUUAAUUGAACUGCUAAGUCGAUUAAUGAAAAACCAUCAUAUUAUAUACUUUUCUAUGAUUUAAUAAAUUAGCAGAACAUAAAUUAACAAAAUGUGUAUUGUAAUAUAUAUAAUGUAUAAUGUAUAUUGUAUAUGCUUUAAUUCACAAAAUAUAGUUCAACGGUUUAAAUAAA